Molecule: messenger RNA, 1308 nt
Organism: Paramisgurnus dabryanus
Lineage: Eukaryota; Metazoa; Chordata; Actinopteri; Cypriniformes; Cobitidae
Source: RefSeq, a predicted model, not a curated record
AUGGCACUGCUACACAACAUGUCAGAAGAGUGUAUUAAAUCCGAGCUGGAUUUAUUCACGGUACCUCUGACUCAGACAUCUAUUGAAAAAAAUACUUAUGUAGAAAUACCACCUUUAUCAGCACUAUCAGACACAGCCCCGUUGGAAUUUUUCAUAGCAGGAACCGGAGAGGAUUAUAUCGAUUUAAAUAACACAUUGCUGUUUUUAAGGGUGAAAAUUACUAAUCCUAACGGUACGGACAUAGCCGCCGGAGCGCCUGUGGGGUUAGUGAAUUAUCCUAUUGGAAGUCUGUUUGCCCAAACGGACGUGUCGCUCGGGGAUAGAUUAAUUUCACAGAGUUCCAGCACGCAUCCUUAUCGCUGCGUCAUAGAGUGUUUGUUAAACUAUGGAACAGACGUUCUCGAAACAACAUUCUCCUCUGGACUUUAUUAUAAAGAUUCGCCGGGUCAUAUGGACGCUACAGACCCAGCUGCUGGAAAUAGAGGCCUGACAAAGAGAGCAGCCUUUACAGAGUCCAGUAAUAUCGUCGAGUUAUUAGGACCCAUUCAUAGCGAUAUAUUCUUUCAAGAAAAAUUAAUGCUUAAUGGCGUGGAUAUUAAAAUACGUAUGACUAGGGCCAAAGAUGAGUUUUGUUUGAUGAGAAACGAUAAUAUAAACUACAGAAUAAACAUUGUUUCAGCAUCUCUGUUUGUUAAAAAAGUUUCAGUGUCACCAGCUGUGAGACUGGGGCACGCUCAGGCUCUGUUAUCAGCUACAGCCAAAUACCCCAUCGACAGAGUGUGUUUGAAAAACUUCUCCAUACCUGCUGGUUCCCGUGUAUGUAACCAAGAAAACUUAUUUUUAGGAACCCUACCCAAAUCCAUCGUUCUGGCUAUGGUUGAUAAUGACGCUUUUACAGGCGCUUAUAAUAAAAACCCCUUUGCAUUUAAAAACUACGAUCUGGAAUUCUUGGCGAUCUAUUCUGACGGUGUUCAGACACCUUCAAAACCUCUCCAGCCUGACUUUGGAAGCGGUGCUGCUGUAAGGGAAUUUUACCAGCUAGCAUUGGCCUCGGGAAAACAUUUGAAAAAUCAAGCUCUGUCUAUCGAUAGAGAGGCCUUUCUGCACGGAUAUACGCUCUAUGCGUUUAACCUCACACCAGAUGAAGAAUGUGGGCGUCACGUGUCGCUAGUCAAAUCAGGCAAUAUCAGAUUAGAACUUCGUUUUAGGCAGCCUCUCCAAAAUACGAUAACUCUGAUCGUAUAUGCGAUUUAUGAUUCAAUUCUGGAAAUAUCUAAUCGCCGACAGGUUAUGAUUGAUUACUAUUAA